AUAAAUAAAAAAAUAUAUAUUUUUGACAGUUGACUUGCUCAGGAUAAUAAUUAGUGUGUGAGUCAGUGAAUAAUUUAAAGUAAAUUGUUGUUGUGUUAUUUAGUGGUGUAAUUGGGGUUUUUAAAAUAAAGAUGGCCGCCAGUGAUUCUGUAAAACUUCCAUUCCACGGGAUUUAUUUAACAUUUUUAUUAUAUAUAAGUAAUAAUAAAUUUUUUAGCUGGUUGGAGAAAUUAAAUUGACAUACUGCCGACAAUUUAUAAAAUGUAUGAACAAGUUGAAAAAAUUAUAUCCUACAAAUUUUUUGAGUUUCUCUUCAGUGAACAAUUGGUGGUGAAAGUGGACGGUGUCAAGUCAUCAGUAUUUACUUGCUUUUAAAUAUUUUAAUCAUAUAUACAUACAUAUAUAAAUAUGUAAUAUUAUUUAUAAAUGAUAUAUAGUUUUAUAAAAGUGAUUAUUUUAUAAACUCGCCGUUUCAUAGUUUUUUAAAUAAUUCAAAUGGCGAUGGCGUCUGCUGAUAGGAUGUAACACACAUGUGUUGUCUGUGUCUAUGUACCAGGGGAUGACACAUAGUGAUAUAGGUAGAAUGGAGUGGGUAGAAAUUAUCGAGCCGAGAACCAAAGAGCACAUGUAUGCUAAUUUAACGACCGGUGAAUGUGUAUGGGAUCCACCGCCGGGAGUUCCUGUGAAGAAGACUGAUAAUAACCAGUGGUGGGAAUUAUUUGAUCAACAAACUUCGCGGUUUUAUUAUUAUAAUGCAACAUCGCAAAAAACUGUCUGGCAUCGGCCCACUGACUGUGACAUUAUUCCCUUGGCUAAGUUACAGACGCUGAAACAAAACACAGAGCCGGCGAUCAGUGGUGGUUCAGGUAAUAAUGGUAAUGCCGCAGAUGGUCAGGCAAAUGAGUCGAGAAGGAAAGAGUCAGUGGCUACGCAAACUCAAACAACGGCAGUCGGACGUUCAUCACGUUACGAUCAUCAUCAAGAAAAUCCAAUCUUAUCUUCGUCGAUGAAAUCCAGUGGGGGUGUAUGUAAACCGCGAAGCUCGGGGAUUGGUGUAGAUCCUCAGCUAUCACCUCCAUCGCCAUCUCUCUCUGGCAGGCGGCCACACCAUCACCAUCACCACCAUCAUCAUCAUCACCAUCAUCAACAACAACAACAGCUACAGCAGCAGCAGCAGCAGCAACAACAGCAACAACAGCUGCAGCAGCAGCACAAUAACAGACCCAAUCAUCGGCAUCAUGAACAACCGUCUUCGCAAACACGACGGCAUCACAACCAUUCACAAGACUCAGGUCGUUCAAGUGACAGUUCAAUUUCUCACAGUCGCACAUCCCUCGAAUCAUCAGCUGUUACGGGAUUUCGGCUCUUGGAGUCACCGCAUCGUCAUCAUCAGCGCUCUAAUGUACUACAGUUACCAACAAGUUCAAAUCGCACUCACAAUACUUCUAGCGGCAGUGGUAGUACACUAGAACCACCGAGAUCACAGAAAAGUGGUACUCUUGAGAAUGUGAAAAACCAAAAAGGCGUAGCAAUGCCCGGAGAACCACCACCUCCGCCUCUUGGUCUUUCGCUCUCAACGAGUACGCCACUUUUUAAAAAAAAAAUAUUUGUAGAGCAUCAGCAGUCGUCGAGUCAGAGAGAUGGAAGAAGCGUUACGAGUACGGAAUCUGAUAGAAGUAGAAAUGGAGGAGGUCGAGAGAGCAGCCGUGGAUCGUAUGGACCAGAACCAAGUACUUCGCCGUACCGAGAGUCGGUUGGUGGUAUCGACUCGAAAGCCUUCUUGCGUCAAGAGAUGCCUCCCUAUCGUCCACCCGAUAUUCAAUCAUCUCCGCACACUUGUAAGCCCCAUCAAACCGACAAAUUUGGAUCUCUCGUUGAGUCAAGUAAUCGCUACCAUCGAGAUAGAGACAGAGAUCGUGAUCGUGAUCGCGAGUCUUAUCACCGUGAAAGAGUCAACAGUCUCGAAAAAAGUAAUGCACCAUCUUCCGGAGGAUUUUAUCCAAGUGCUGGUGCCAUUCACUCGCGGAACCUCAAUAAAGCUGAGGUAAUUGGAUCCGCUGGUGGAAAUGUCGGUAGUAUUGGUCGAAGACAUCAUGGUUGUGCAGCUUCUCUAUCAGAAGCCAAUGUCCGUGAAAUUUAUGGUGCCAUGUUAGCUGCUGAAAGUCGCAACAAUGAGUCUGGUAAAAAUUCAGCAAUAAGAAGUAGCAAUAUCUCAUCUCACGUAAAUCCCGUUUCUAAACAAGCGAGUUUUGAUGUCUCCGAACGACACGUUAAAGAAAAAGAUUGGGGUAACGAACGAGAAAAAAAAGACAGUGGACGGACCAAGUGCAAUAAUUUGAUGGAUAAUAAUACGCAGCAGGCAUUGGCACGUAGUUAUAGUUUUGUGCAGCAACAAAAAUUACAACAGCAAAUGAUGAGAAGACGUGAUCGUGAUGAUGACUCGAUGCACGAACGUUAUUUGGUCAGUCAAAACCUUCAUGAUCAUCAUGCCAGACAUCGACUUGGAAGCAGCAAUACCAGUAGUAGUAAUGACGAUAGUAAUAGCAGUAGUAAUAGUGCAAUUGGUGAUGAACUCGGUGGUGGUGGACAGGUAGUUGAUGACGAAGAUGACGCUAAGAAAAAACGAAGUAAUGGCAAUCCUAGUCCACCGGCAUCGACGCCUUAUUACGGUAAUUUAUUAGUCGAUGCCGAUCAUUUAUUGCCGCUUCAGCAUUAUAUACUUCAACAAGCGAAACUCUCUGGUUGUUAUAAAUAUGGGGAUCCUUUGCUGGUCGAUGGAGAAGGAGACGACGAUUCUUUGGACGAAGACGGUGGCGGCAGAGACAAUAAUGGUGGCAAUGGUGUAGGUAUAGGCGGUGUGAGGGGAGACGAUGACUCAGACGAUCAGUUUGCGGACGAUGAAGCUGCAAGUAAUCAGGGGGAUUCUUCCAGUCAAGAAUAUUUAGAAGAUCACUAUGCGGAUCUUGGAAAUUAUGAUACAGCGGGUCUGGCAACAUAUUAUAAUACUACGGAAACCCUGACAAGAUCACACGCAGCAAGUUCUACGCAAGCAACCUUGCCAUCAACGGCACCUCUUGCACCCUCGGCUCCCUCUGGACAAACCGGGUCUACGACAAUCUCGCUGCACACUGAAAUCAGAGACAGUGGUAGUAUGGUCAGUGGGGUUGGUGCCAGUCCAAGACCGAUUUCUCUUCCUGCCUCGACAGCUUUUACAAGCCUAGUCAAGAGUUAUGACAUUGCAGACGGCGCCGACGAUGGACGUCGUGAUGACUCGACGGGUGGCGGUGACAUUGAAAAAUAUGCCCAAGAUAAUUUAAAUUUAAAUUGUGGUAGACCCAAAGGUCUGAGGCUUUUGUUUCGUAAAAAAUUCAGUGUACGUGAUAUUUUAAGCUGGUCUAAAGAUCCGAUUCCCCGGCCGAUGCUCAACGUUGUUGAGGGUGAAAAACUAUUAAAACGCGAAGCUUGUAAUCUAUUUCGGCUUGUUCAAGUUUACAUGGGUGACAGAAAAGCUAAUGUAGGCAUGACCUUAGACGGUGUAGCUACUGAAUUAAUAAACACCGUAUUUUCAAAACCACCGCUUCGUGAUGAGCUUUAUGUGCAAAUUUGUCGGCAAACAACUGAAAAUCCAAGAAAAGAAAGUCUCAGAAGAGGUUGGGAAUUAAUGGCAGUAUGUCUAGCGUUCGUACCACCAAGUGCUACUUUUGAACCGUAUCUUGAAGGCUAUAUGAAUAGGCAUCGUGACCCUAAUUUCCAAUUUCCCGAAGUAGCCAAGUGGCCGAUUCACGUACAAGUGAGUCAUUACGCCACCGUAGCUUGUCGACGGUUGCAACGAAUUGGGGCACACGGUAAACGCCAACCACGUAAGGCAACUAUUGAAGACAUCGAUCAAGCACGGCUUCAAAUAUUCCGCGCCUCGAUGUUUGGCGCUACACUGUCUGAAGUAAUAGCUUUGCAACGUGAUCGUUUUCCUCAACGAGACUUACCUUGGGUUCAGACAACAUUAACACGCCAGGUACUCAUGCGUGGUGGCACACUAACUGAAGGAAUAUUCCGCGUAUCCGCGGACGCCGAUGAGGUCAGCGCUUUGAAAUCCUGUUUGGACAGAUUCGAAGACGGGUCUAAUUUAGCAGCUUCCCAGGAUGCCCAUGCACCUGCUUCACUAUUAAAGUUAUGGGUUCGCGAAUUAUAUGAACCAUUGAUACCUGAUUCGUUUUAUAUCGAGUGUGUCUCGAUGCGACACGACGAGUCAGAAGCUUCUGCAUUGAACGCCGCGGCUAUUGUUGAUCGACUUCCAGACCUCAAUCGCCGAGUACUUAGUCAUCUAAUUCGUUUCCUUCAAAUUUUUGCAAGACCAGAUGUGGUAGCACGUACGAAAAUGGACGCUAAUAAUCUCGCUAUGGUAAUGGCGCCAAAUAUAUUACGCUGUACCUCCCAAGAUCCAAGAGUAAUAUUGGAAAAUGCACGAAAAGAAAUGGCUUUUGUACGCAUACUUAUUGAAUCAUUGGAGACAGCUUGGGUGGACGAUCUCCACUGACCCAGCAGUCAUCGUCGUCAAUGUCGUUGCUAAAUUAUUAUGCACUAUACACUUUUAUGCCAAAUACAAUGUAAAUUAAUGUUAAUUACGAAUUAUUACCAUUAAUUAUUUUUAUUGUUUUUCAUUUUUUUAUUAUUAUUUUAUAUAUAUUUUUUAUUACUAUUAUUAUUAUUAAUUAUUAUUAUAUUUCUGUGUUCAUUAAGUAAUUUUUAGUUAGUAUUGCUUUGGCGCAAUUGCGAUAAAGUGUGUAAUCUAAUGCUAAAGCUAGCCGACGCGUCACUGAUUUAAAAUAUUUCCUCGUUAUCAAUUACUAUUCAUUAAUUUAUAAAUAGAAAAACAAAAUAAAUAAAUCUUAUGCCAUAUACAUUUAUUUGAAAAUAAAUAAACAAAAUAUAUAAAUAAUAAUGUACAAUAUAGUUGUCGAUACAAUGUACAUGUAAUAGUAAUCUCUUGUUAUCGCACCAUUUGUCAGAUGGCUUUUUAAAAAUUCGAUGCAAUUGUUGAAUUUAAUAUGUAAGAUAAUUAAUUAAUUAAUUAUAAUUAAUAAGAACGAGAGCAAGGAGAGAAGGUUUAAUUAACGCUGUGUACAGUCGUACACUUUACGCGGUCUUAAUUUUUGUAUGAGUGAUAAUCUGUGUGUAUGGACGACGAAACACCGAAUGUAUACAUAUAUUUAAUAUACAUGUAUAUGUUCGCGUUAAAUAUCAGCAAUACAACAAA
This is a messenger RNA of Microplitis mediator, 5254 nucleotides long. It is a transcript of the gene RhoGAP93B, whose product is annotated as filaggrin. Gene Ontology annotation, cellular component: cytoplasm; cytoskeleton. The record is from RefSeq and is a predicted model, not a curated record. NCBI's taxonomy places the organism in Eukaryota, Metazoa, Arthropoda, Insecta, Hymenoptera, Braconidae. The transcript is spliced from 11 exons. Gene Ontology annotation, biological process: signal transduction. Gene Ontology annotation, molecular function: protein binding; GTPase activator activity. Bases 548 to 4534 code for a protein of 1328 amino acids.